This is a messenger RNA of Adineta ricciae, 2205 nucleotides long. The record is from the annotation of a GenBank genome assembly. NCBI's taxonomy places the organism in Eukaryota, Metazoa, Rotifera, Eurotatoria, Adinetida, Adinetidae.
AUGGCAGCAGCAAUACCUCAUCAUCUUCUUGAAACAUUAGUCAAUUGUCCAUCGUGUUUACAGCGUUAUGUCGAGCCACGAGUUUUGCCUAACUGUGGCCAUACGAUAUGUGGAACUUGUCUGGAAAAUGAAUGGAAAGGCAAAUACAUACACUUUUGUCCAGUUAAACUCUGUCGAAAGGAAAUUUGUUCGACAAUCAAUCAUAUAACUGAUCUACCAUUGAAUCAGACAGUACUUGAUUUGAUUAAAUCAUGUAAUUUUCAUGUUGAAGCUACAGGUCAAUGUCAAGUUUGUAAUCAAUCACCGUCGUUUGUCAAAUGUUCGCAUUGCUGUUCCUUUGUUUGUUUUGAAUGCGGAAAUCAACAUCGACGAGAGACAUUGACUAACCUCACCAAUAAUAUCAAUACAUUAGAACAAGAAUAUCUCAGCAUGAAUGAUAAUAUUGACCACGCACGUGCCAAACUUGAUGAAAUACGACGAAAAUCCCUCGAUGGUAUGCAAAAUUACUACACACGUAUGAUCGAGGAGAUUCGUCAGGCACAAAAGGCCAAUGAAGAAGUCGUCGAACGGCAAACCUUAGCGUGGAAUAAUGACUUGGAAUUGAUUAUCAAAGAUUAUAAGCAACGUUGUGAGCAAAUCUCGAAAACUAUUCAAGAUCUACGUACAACGAUUACUGACUGGUCGACAAUUGAACAAUUUAAACAGUUACAGAUCAAAUUGAAUCAUUUACAAGAUGACAUCCGUGAUGCCAAUGAUUUCUUUCAUGAACAUUUACCUGAUAUGAAGAUUUUCGAAAUUGACAGCGAUGAUGUUCAUCAGAAGAAGAAGAAACACAUCAAUCAAGUGGAUUCACCAUCACAAACCGAUGAAUUAAUUCUUGGCAAUGGCAAAAGUCAUCUUUCGACAUUGUCCGGUUCAAUAAGAAUCCAACAUCUCGAUGAUUCAACCAGUUCAACAUCAUCUUCAUCAAAUAAUGAGCCUGUUAAAACGUCAACACCUACAAAUGGCCGAGGAAUAAAAAAACAUAUGAAUAGUAAAGGAAACCAUUAUAAAUCGUUGAAUACACUCGCUCAACAUCAUCAUCAUCAUCUUCACCAUCAUCAACCACAUUCAAUCCAUGCCUCGAAUGGUAAUUCACUUCAUCAUGCUCAUUCACCGCAACAUCAACCCUCUUCUCCACGAGCCUCCAUUACUCAACAACGUUCUCAAACACCGGGCUGUACUCCAACAGCGCCGAAAACGAUGUCCAAUUCCAUUGCUGAUCUCUCCUUAUCGUUGAAUAGUUCGAAACUUUCAUCAGUGUUAAACCGUCUAUCAACAUCGUUUCAUUCGAAAUUAGAUAAUUCUAAUAAUGAAUUUCAUAAGAAGAUUCCAUUAGCGCAAAGUUACGAUUGGGGAAUCCUAGCCGUGACAAAAACCGAUUUGAUAUUACUUUAUAAUAAAGACAAAGGUUCGUUGAUUAUCUUCGAUGCAAAUGGAAGUGAGAAUGAAAGGAUUCAAUGGUCUGACGGAGAGAUCAAAGAUCUAUGUGUUUAUCACGACGAUAGUAUAAUUAUUGUUGGUGAACAUAAACAAGGUGCAUCAAAGCCGAUAGAAUGUAAAUUAUAUCUCUGUAAUCUAACGCGGAAACAGCUUGAACGCGAACGCGUUGUGGAACGUGGUCUCAAUUGUCAACGCGUAGCAUCGGAUGAAAAAUUAAUCUUCUACGGGUCAGAAAAGGGUUGUAAUAAAUCGAAAGUCUCCAUCUACGAUCAUGAACUGCAACUACAAACGAAUUUUGAAGUCGGAGUCGAAAUUCGCAGUUUAGCUGUUGACAUGCAAUCGUGCUAUAUAUUAGGUAAACGACGUGAACGUGAACCGGGAAGAUAUUUCGUUGAAAAGAGACAAAAGAAUGGCCAACUUAUUCGUCGUAUUGAUCUCUAUGAAUUAAAUGUCGAUAAUAUGAAUCGAUUAAUAAUCGAUCCAAUAAGUCAUGGAGUGAUCGUUACCGAUGGAGGAAAUAAAAAAAUCUGGGCUAUUGGACCAGAAGGAGAAAAAAAAUCAGUUCAAUAUCGACCAUGGCCGUGGACAGUGGCGUUUUUAACCAAUGAUGUUUUAGUUAUUUUACAUGCUGGCUGCUUAACAUUUCAUGCAGUUAAUCAAGCGAAACAGAUGACCAAUGGCUCGAAAUUGCGAAAUAUUAUGACAAAUGCUGAAAAAGUUUAA